Molecule: messenger RNA, 996 nt
Organism: Rotaria sp. Silwood2
Lineage: Eukaryota; Metazoa; Rotifera; Eurotatoria; Philodinida; Philodinidae
Source: the annotation of a GenBank genome assembly
AUGUCAUCGGAUAUGAUUCGAUCAUUACAAAUAGACAAUAAUAAUUCAACAAAUAAUGAUAAUCAUAAUAUUACUGAUGUUCUCUUAUAUGCCGAAUCAAAAAUAACACGAAAACAAGCUGUACGUGAAAUAGCUGAUGUUGUCUUACGUGUUAAUAUGAAACCACGAACAGUUAAACAUGCAUUACAAUUACUUAAAGUUCUUUUACCGCCUGAAAAUACACUACCAACUACUGUUGAUGAACUUUUCGGUGCUAUGUUAUCAUCGGAAAAUGAUUGGCGUUUAGCUCAAUAUUUAAUAAAACAUAAACAACAACCAUCUUUUUUAUCAGCACCUAAUAUAUGGAAUGAAAAUUCAAAUUCAAAUAUUUCACUUACUGCUGCUAGUUCAUCAUCAAUAUCACGAAAUCAAGAAUUAUAUACACCAGCACAAUCAUCCUCUUUAUUUUUACCUGUCAAUAGCAGCAGUAGUGGUAGUAGUAAUGAAUCAUCAUCGUCAUCGUCGUCGUCAUCAUCAUCAUCAGCAGCAAGUUCUGAUGACGAUGAUGACGAUGAAAGAAAUAUUCUUCUUGCUAUACAAGGUGCUCAACAACAACGUCUUAUAAACUCAUCACCAUUGCGACCAACGAUUGAAAAUGCGGGGGAUGUAGGAAAUAAUCUGAAUAAUAUAAUAUCAAUAAAUAAUAAUAAUAAUAAUAAUGAAACAUCAGAUCAAAGAUCUCAAAUAGUAUCUAGCUCAUUUAAUCGAUUCCCUGCACUUGGUUCAUUCAAACGUCAACGAAGUGAAACUUCAUCGGAUGAUUCAAGUAGUGAACUUGAUUUAUUUUAUCCAACAAGAUUAUCAGGCAAUGAUAAUGAUAACGAUGAUGAUGUUGAUGAUGAUGAAAGUGACAACGAAACAUCAUUUUAUCCAUUUUCCAAUAAUAAUAAUAAAUCACGCUGUUUUGAAAUGAAUGGAUGUGAUCUACUUGAUGGUGGUAAACGACGUCGACAUUAG